Messenger RNA from Menidia menidia (Atlantic silverside), 666 nucleotides. NCBI's taxonomy places the organism in Eukaryota, Metazoa, Chordata, Actinopteri, Atheriniformes, Atherinopsidae. The record is from the annotation of a GenBank genome assembly.
AUGGCAGCCACCUCUGAGAAACCAGCCGGCAUGAACAAUAUGCUGCAAUUUAUGAAACUUAUCGGACAGCUCAAAAGGGUGCCACGGACCGGUUGGGUGUACCGGAAGGUGAAGAAACCUGAAAGCGUAUCGGAUCACAUGUACCGCAUGGCCAUGAUGUCUCUGACUAUCACUGACCCCACAGUGGACAAAGACAGGUGCAUAAGGAUGGCUCUCGUCCAUGACAUGGCAGAGUGCAUUGUGGGAGAUAUCGCUCCAACAGACAACAUCAGUAAAGCAGAGAAACACAGGCGAGAAGAGGAAGCAAUGAGACAUCUGACCAGUCUUUUGCCAGAGGGACUCAAACAGGAUAUUUAUGCGCUGUGGGAGGAAUAUGAGUCUCAGAGCAGUCCCGAGGCCCGGCUGGUCAAACAGUUUGACCUCCUGGAGAUGAUCCUGCAGGCUCAUGAGUACGAAGAGCUGGAGGGAACGCCGGGAAGACUGCAAGAGUUCUUCGACUCCACUACCGGCCGGUUCGAGCACCCGGCCGUGCUCCAGCUGCUCAGCUCCUUGAACGAAGAAAGGGCAAGUCACAUGAGCAGCAACGAUGGGGCAACGGAUUCUGGGGAAUCGCAGACUGGUAGUUCAGCAUCUGAGCCGGCACAUGCAGCAGCAAACACAUCCUGA